AUGUUGGGAAGAAAAGAGCCUGGAGGUUGUGGAAUGGAAACACUGCUUCGUGCUCCUAUUCAGGUCCAGCUGCAGCAGCCAGAGGGCUUGGAAAUGGAACCUACUUAUGAAAAAAAGUAUGGAAAUGAUCAAACAGUCAUCUUCUCAGAUGAAAAUCAAAUGGACUUGACAGCUAGUCAUACUGUGAUGAUUACAAAGGACCUCUUAAAUUGCCCUGAAAUCGGAAAGUCCUCCAAAAUAGACACCAGAUCCUUUCUGGCCAACUUAAAGUCUCAUACUGAAGAUGUAACCAAGAACAAAGAAUUUAAUUUGUCCACUGAUUCUGACAAAUGUUCUUUUCAGUCUAAGACAAGUAUCUCUUCAGAAGAUAAAGUUAAUUUCAAUGACUUCAUAAAAAGAUUGAAAUUAGAAAAAUCUAUGAGUUCCUAUACUGAAGGACCUGAUAAAGAAAAUGUCUUUAUAGCCCACAUCCCUUCUAAAGAACCAAACAAUGAUGCCUUUUCUCUGCUAAAGUAUGUAUUUCCUACUACAGAAAAGAAUAGUCACUGUGUUACUAAACUCUUUAGAGAACAAGGUGAUGGAAAGUAUAUCACCCAGUGUCAUACAGACAAUAUUCAGUCCUUGGAUUCUAUUCAAGGUGAUAAGACAAUUUUCUUUUCUAAUAAUGAUGAUGCCAUGGAAAUGACCAAAAGUCUUACACCCAAAAGAGAUGAUAAAAGUGUAUAUAUCAGUAAUUUAACUCAAAUAUAUUCUAAUCCAGAGAAUGCUAUCUCUGGUCCUAUGGAUAAAACUGUUUGUUCAGAAGAGGUUGAUAUGGACAUUACUAAGAGUAACACAGUUGCUAUACAUGAUCAGAUUAUAGAAUUAUGUCCAACUAAUGUACAAGUUCUUUCUCUCCCAAAUCUUGAAAAUAAGCUACUAUUUCAGGAUCAGGAGACUGUUUCAGAGGAUAUAAAGCAGAAUACAAACUGCAAUUCAGUUUAUGUAACUAGGACACAAUUACAGCAGGAUCUGACAAAUCCUUUAAAUGUUUCAUUGUGUGGUAACAAGACUGUUGUCUUCUCAGGUGAAGAUAUGGAUUUGACCAAGUGUUUUACAGUCAAGAUUGAUAACAGCAAUUUAGAAACUCAGUUACCUCCGACUUCAGCUAAUGUUUUGGCUUCUGUGAAAACCAAAAAUCCUCUUUCUCCCAGUAAUGAACCUUUAUCUGGUUUAGAAACAUGGGGAAAAUGGAUAUAA
Molecule: messenger RNA, 1239 nt
Organism: Antechinus flavipes (yellow-footed antechinus)
Lineage: Eukaryota; Metazoa; Chordata; Mammalia; Dasyuromorphia; Dasyuridae
Product: kinetochore scaffold 1-like
Exons: 3
Coding region: 1-1239 (412 amino acids)
Biological process (GO): attachment of spindle microtubules to kinetochore; cell division; protein localization to kinetochore
Cellular component (GO): nucleus
Source: RefSeq, a predicted model, not a curated record